CUGUCCUAACAUCCGUCUUCCGGUUUUGGACAACAUGGUUGUAGAGGUGUAGCAGUUAGCAUUUGCCUGAUUAUUUGCGUCUACUUCGGCUGUUUUGCGUCGAUUUGACAUCUAUAUUUAUAGCGUGCUUUAUUUAUUUAUCAACUUACCAGCCCAGCAGGCAAAAUGAAUAUACGCAACGCACGGCCAGAAGAUCUGAUGAACAUGCAGCACUGUAACCUGCUGUGUCUCCCCGAGAACUAUCAGAUGAAGUAUUACUUUUACCACGGCCUCUCCUGGCCUCAGCUGUCAUACAUAGCAGAAGAUGAAAAUGGGAAGAUCGUUGGAUACGUGUUGGCCAAAAUGGAGGAAGAUCCCGAUGAUGUGCCUCAUGGACACAUUACAUCACUGGCAGUCAAACGCUCUCACAGACGUCUUGGAUUGGCUCAGAAACUUAUGGAUCAGGCCAGCAGAGCCAUGAUUGAGAAUUUCAAUGCCAAAUAUGUCUCUUUACAUGUCAGGAAAAGUAACCGGGCCGCCCUUCACCUGUACUCCAAUACACUAAAGUUUCAGAUCAGUGAAGUAGAACCCAAAUAUUACGCAGAUGGAGAAGAUGCUUACGCUAUGAAGAGAAAUCUCACACAGAUGGCAGAUGAGUUACAGAAACCUGGUGUUCGUCUGUGGGGUUCAGAGGCUCCGCCAUCUCAGGACACAACUGUGACCGGGCUGAUGGAGAAGCUAACAGUACAGGAUGGAGAGAAGGAGGGAGAUGGAGACAGUGGAGGAGAGAGUAAAGAGAUGAGUGAGGUUAGCGAGGCCACGGAGAGCACAGAUGUCAAAGACUCUUCCUCAGACUCUUAACUCCUCUCUUACAUAGCUUUUAGGUUUCAGAUUGGUUUACAGUGUUCUGGUUGCUUUAUUUUCAAAAUACAGGAAAAGAGGUUUUGUGAAUGUGGUUUAUGAGAUUUGCGAAUAAAAUGGGAGAUUUAU
This is a messenger RNA of Paramisgurnus dabryanus, 969 nucleotides long. RefSeq names its product N-alpha-acetyltransferase 10, NatA catalytic subuni (gene naa10). Gene Ontology annotation, biological process: N-terminal protein amino acid acetylation. NCBI's taxonomy places the organism in Eukaryota, Metazoa, Chordata, Actinopteri, Cypriniformes, Cobitidae. Gene Ontology annotation, molecular function: protein N-terminal-serine acetyltransferase activity; protein-N-terminal-glutamate acetyltransferase activity. The record is from RefSeq and is a predicted model, not a curated record. Gene Ontology annotation, cellular component: NatA complex.